ACUGCACGUGGGCCCGGCCGCGGGCGGUACCCAGUCCGCCGCCCGCCCGUCCCGCCAGCCCGCAGCGACGCGGUAUAUUUCAGCCACGGGCCUUAUCAGGCCACACCAGCCGACAACCAGACCGGACGCCGAACGCACCAGGGUUUGAGGCAUCCCCGAAUUCCCCCACCGCCCCCCGCCGCCGCCCUCCUGCUUCCCCAACACCCCUCGGCCCCGCCGCCUCCCCUCGCUUCGGUCCUCGGUUAACCAUCCAGGUUCUGUCAACAUGUCUGAUAGCCAUGAGACGGACAGGAACAUUGAGAUUUGGAAGAUUAAGAAGCUGAUCAAGGCAUUGGAGUCAGCCAGGGGCAAUGGCACAAGCAUGAUCUCUCUAAUCAUGCCUCCACGCGAUCAGGUUGCUCGAGUGGCUAAGAUGUUAGGUGAUGAAUAUGGAACUGCUUCAAACAUCAAGAGUAGAGUUAAUCGCCAGUCUGUGCUGGCUGCCAUCACCUCAGCUCAGCAGAGGUUGAAGCUCUACAACAAAGUGCCUCCUAAUGGAUUGGUUCUGUACACUGGAACUAUUGUUACUGAAGACGGAAAGGAAAAGAAAGUUACUAUUGAUUUUGAGCCCUUCAAGCCUAUCAACGUGUCGCUCUACCUCUGUGACAACAAGUUCCACACUGAGGCUCUAAAUGAGCUAUUGGAAUCUGAUGACAAGUUUGGUUUCAUUGUUAUGGAUGGUAAUGGUACUCUUUUUGGCACACUAAGUGGCAAUACCCGUGAAGUGCUUCACAAAUUCACUGUUGACCUCCCGAAGAAGCAUGGUAGAGGAGGACAGUCUGCUCUGCGUUUUGCUCGGCUUCGGAUGGAGAAACGCCAUAACUAUGUCCGCAAAACAGCUGAACUUGCUACCCAGUUUUUCAUCAAUCCAGCUACAAGUCAGCCUAAUGUUGCAGGGUUGAUUCUUGCUGGUUCUGCUGAUUUUAAGACUGAGCUGAGCCAAUCUGAUAUGUUCGAUCAGCGACUCCAAGCCAAGAUACUCAACGUGGUUGAUGUUUCUUAUGGUGGCGAGAAUGGUUUCAACCAAGCCAUUGAGUUGUCUGCUGAAAUUCUUGCAAAUGUGAAGUUCAUUCAAGAGAAGAAGUUAAUUGGCAAGUAUUUUGAAGAGAUCAGUCAGGAUACUGGGAAAUAUGUCUUUGGUGUUGAUGACACCCUUAAGGCUCUUGAAAUGGGUGCUGUUGAGACCCUGAUAGUGUGGGAAAAUCUGGAUAUCAACAGAUAUACUCUCAAGAACAGUUCUACUGGGGAGAUCACUAUAAAACAUCUGAACAAAGAGCAGGAAGCUGAUCAGAGCAAUUUCCGUGACCCAACUACCAAUACUGAUCUCGAAGUUCAGGAAAAAAUGUCUCUCUUGGAAUGGUUUGCCAAUGAAUACAAGAAGUUUGGUUGCUCGCUGGAGUUUGUGACCAACAAGUCUCAGGAGGGAUCACAGUUUUGUAGAGGAUUUGGUGGCAUUGGUGGCAUGUUGCGCUACCAGCUGGAUAUCCGUUCUUUUGAUGAGCUCUCUGACGAUGACGAUGUGUAUGAAGACUCUGAUUAGCAAUCAGCCAACCUCAUGCCUGUGCUGGCCCAUGGAAAGACGCAACAGCUCGAUCGCGCUAUAUCUAUGCAGGAACACACGAAAAGCAAAUAUCCAAAGAUUAAUGGGCAUGGGCCAGCCUCAUCCUCUUCAGGAGGAGCUUAAGACAAAGAUGAUUUUGAGUCACUUUAAUGGCAGUAUUGUGACCAGAAGAUACCUUAAUCACAAUCAUCAUUGCAGUAAUGCGUCGAGAAGAAUACCGUUGUCAAGUGCACAAACCAUGGCAGUAACGUGCCAAAAAAGUUAUCGUAUUUUCAAGGGAUGUUAAAUUUCCUAUAUUCACCGUGCUAGUUACAGUGUCAGGGAGUUGUACCUAAAAAGGCUAACGAUUGCCGUUGCCUUAGUACUUUUAUGCUGUGUUAACGUCUUUUGCGAGUCUGGUGGUUGCUUCAAUGCUUUGUGACUCUGAUUGCAAACUGCUACACAUGCAGUUUUUGCAACGACGAAGCUAUGAUAUGGAUUACAGUUCUGUGUCAUCAUGUUGCCUCUGUUUCACUUUUAAAGAAGUAACCUGGUGCAACUAUUUUUGGACAAUAA
Molecule: messenger RNA, 2155 nt
Organism: Sorghum bicolor (sorghum)
Lineage: Eukaryota; Viridiplantae; Streptophyta; Magnoliopsida; Poales; Poaceae
Product: eukaryotic peptide chain release factor subunit 1-3
Exons: 3
Coding region: 266-1579 (437 amino acids)
Biological process (GO): cytoplasmic translational termination
Cellular component (GO): translation release factor complex; cytosol
Molecular function (GO): sequence-specific mRNA binding; translation release factor activity, codon specific
Source: RefSeq, a predicted model, not a curated record